AAAAAAAAUUCUGCCAAAAAUGAACCGUUCUUCUGUUGCCUGCAAAUAACGCGAAAAUCUCUCUGGAAAAAAAAAAAGGAAAAAAAGAAAAAAAAGAAAAAGAACCGAACCAGUCGUGGGAAGGAUCCGAAAGAACAUGAACCAGAGAAAUUUGAAGAAACCCUAAUCUUAGCCACGCUUUUAUCCAUCUUUUCUUUUCUUCUUCCAUCGUUCUAAUCUGAAAGGCGCCAAGAUUGUUACGGGGCGGAGCUAGGCUAGGGUUAGGUUUAGGCUUCGGAAAAUUAGGGUUAGGGUUUUGAUUACCGGCUGUUUCUCCCGUUAUCUGGGAGGUGCACGAGGAGGAAAAAUUGAAGGCGGAGUCAUUUCUGGGCGAUUGGGGAUUUAGGGUUAAGUGCUCCGUUUUAUGGGCCGCGCGGGAGUUUAUGGUGGUGGUUUGUGUCGGUUAUGAACGUUGACCAAUGCCAGUGGCCGACGAAGAUGAUGGGUAGGGGAGUGGACGGAGGUUGUGGUACUGAAGAGAGGCCUUGUCGACCACUUCGCAGGGCUACGCUUGCGAAGGAAAAUGGGGAUAAGUGCUACGAGGAUAAGGGUUCGCCGGAAAUCGAUUUGUUAGCUCAGGCCAGCAAACACCUCUCAGAGAGGUCUCCGUAUGAUGCUCCUGAAGACGGCUCUACUUUGAGGGUAAGUGUGCCUACUCUGCCCAUUGCGCUAGCUAAUUUGCUCAACCAGACUGAUAACAAGAAACGGCACAAGAAGUCUCACUCUGGGACGGAGAGCAAGAAGAAGAAGAAGUCUUCUAGGCAAGGGGAGAAGUCGCGAGCUGGGAGCAUCUGGGUUGAGCAUCAUGACUACUUUAGGCGCUUAGAAUUGCCUGAUUUAGAAACUUUGUCAGAUUUAGCAUCUCUACGGUCUUUAUCUUCUAAGAACUGCUUUUCAGUUCCAUCGGUGGGAUACGAAUCCAUUGAUAUUCAACAGAGGGAGACUGAUGCCAGUGCAAAGAACGAGGAUGCUGUUCUGGAAGAAACUAGAGACUUUCUUAGCAAAGAGGUAUCUCAAGGCGCAGUGAAGAAAGAAGAGGUUAACGAGGAUGUUGCGCAGCCAAUGAGUGUUGACAGUGUGGGGGAUGAAAUCUCCUCUGGGCCAGUCUAUCCUGGUAGCUUAGAAUGGGUUUUAGGUAGUAGAAAUAGGAUUUUGUUGACAUCAGAAAGGCCUUCCAAAAAGCGGAGGCGUAUUGGUGCUGAUGCAGGUUUGGGAAAGUUAGUGGUUGCUUCUGGCAAAGGGAAUGCAUUGUUAUGUGAUUUUUGCUGCACUGGUGAUGCCAAGGAAUAUCAUAACCAGUUGAUUGUUUGCACUUCCUGCAAAGCUAUGGUUCAUAGAAAAUGCUAUGGUGUGGUUGAAGAUACAGAUGAAUCUUGGUUGUGCUCUUGGUGUGAGCUGGGGAGUGGUCGUAGUGAUCCUGAAAGACCGUGCUUGCUCUGUCCCAAAAAGGGUGGCAUCCUGAAACCUGUUCACUCGAAUACUGAGAAUGGUGGGUCAGUGGAGUUUGCUCACCUGUUUUGCUCUCUGUGGAUGCCUGAGGUGUAUGUAGAAGACUUGAAAAAAAUGGAGCCUAUCAUGAAUUUGCCUGGAAUAAAGGAAACUCGGAGGAAGUUAUUGUGUAACUUGUGCAAGGUGAAAUCUGGUGCUUGCAUUCGGUGUUGUAAUGGAGCAUGUCGAACGUCUUUCCAUCCUAUAUGUGCAAGGGAGGCAGGGAAUAGGCUAGAGCUCUGGGGGAAACAUGGGCGUGAUACUGUUGAACUGCGAGCUUUCUGUUCGAAGCAUUCGGAGAUUCAAGAAAGUGGAAGGUCCGUAGAGGGAGGAGAAACUAAUGCUGCUAAUGGUCGUUCUCCUGUUUGUCAUCUUCCAUCAGAAUCUGUAAGAGAAGGUCACCUAAGUAAUGAUGAGAUGGGAGUUGACGUAGGAACACCGGGUACAGGUUCUGAUAUUUCGAGAAACAGUGAGUUGCGAGAACUGGAAUCACCGCGUUCAAACUUCAACUGGCCUGCAACAGACAAUGUGGAAUCAGGGAUGACUGGGAGAAGCACUGAUACUGAAGGAACUCUGCCUGAGUCUCUUAGUUUUGGAUUGAUUUUGAAAAAGUUGAUCGACUUGGGGAAAGUGGAUGUGAAGGAUGUGGCUGCAGAGAUUGGGGUCAAUCCUGAUGCUUUGAGUGCCAAACUUAUGGAUGGAGACUUGUUACCUGAUUUACUAGGCAAGAUAGUGAAAUGGCUUACCCAGCAUGCACACAUGGGCACUGGGAACAAAGGAGAAAUUUUUAAAAGUACGAACACUACUAAAUCUGAGCGUCGGGUAGCUAUCUGUACUGAAGGCCUGGUGAUGUCAGAUUCUGUCACAAAGGCGUUUUCUUUGGAGCGAACACUUGAAAGCAAUAUUUGUAAUAAGAAUACGAUAUGCACCUCUACUGAAAAUUGUACUGGUAAUGGUAUUGUGGUUGAUGAAGCUAAAGCUAAUAGGCCAGUCUUAAAGAAUGAAAGAAGUGGGAAUUUGGCAUCUGAUCAUUCUUCAGAAGAACAGAAAUCAGUAGUGCUUGAUCAGGAAGUUCAUCUCGGGAAAAAUUCAGUUCAUCUUUCUGAUGAUCACGGAGAACAAUCAAACUCCGGUUCUUCAGGAGUCAUGCUGGAGAAUGCCUUUUCUUUGGGGCCAAAUAAUUCUCAGAAUCGUGGAAAUUUGAACUGCCCAAGUCCUAUCAUCUUGGAUCUCCUUGAUCAUGAUGCAUAUCCUGGUUUCAAUCCUCAUCCUUAUAUCCAUAAAGAAUUGUCAGAGAUGGGCAAAGGAAAAACCCUGAAAAGCAGCGCGGAUUCUUAUGUGGAUAGUAUUACAACCAAACCUGAUGGCUCUGAAGAAGGAAAUGAACAUCUGCAGGACGAUGGCGAUUGCACUAUCUGUUGUAAUCACCAAAGUCAGAGUGCAGACUGCGGAGAGACAUUCUGUCAGUUAUCCAAAGCUAGGAAGUUGGGCAUACUGGAUCUGUCUCCUGAAGAUGAAGUGGAAGGAGAACUUCUAUAUUAUCAGCUUCAGUUACUUGACACUGCAGUUUCAAGAAAGCAACUUUCUGACAAUCUAGUCUAUGGAGUUACCAAAAAACUGCCCCUGGAGAUUGAUGAACAGCAUGGACGAAGAUGGGAUGAUGUUCUCGUCAACAAAUAUUUCCAUGAUGUCAGGGAAGCAAGAAAGCAAGGGCGGAAAGAGAAAAGACACAAACAAGCCCAGGCUGUUCUAGCUGCUGCUACUGCUGCAGCAGCAACAUCUUCUCGGAAUACAUCGCUUAGGAAAGAUAUGUCAGAAGAACCUACACAACAAGAGAUGAGUACUUCUAGACGUAAAGUUACUGGCAGCUCUCAUGUAGUGCCACAGACAAAGGAAACACUUUUAAAGAUGGCUGUUUCCGGUCCACCAUCAGAGAAGCGGUCAGAUCAUCGUACACCAGACUUUUCAUUAGAAAAUCCACGAAGUUGUGACAUCUGCAGACGCUCGGAAACUAUAUGGAACCUGAUUGUAGUGUGCUCUAGUUGCAAGGUUGCUGUUCACAUGGAUUGCUACAAAUGUGCUAAAGAAUCUUCUGGUCCUUGGUACUGUGAACUGUGUGCGGAAUCUACUGGUUCUUUCAAUUUUUGGGAAAAGCCGUGUUCUUCCACAGAGUGUACUUUAUGUGCUGGCACAACUGGGGCUUUUAGGAAAGCCACGAAUGGGCAGUGGGUACAUGCAUUUUGUGCUGAGUGGGCUUUGGAAUCAACCUUCAGAAGGGGGCAAAUAAAUCCUGUGCAGGGAAUGGAGACUUUGGCCAAGAACAAGGACACCUGUUGUGUAUGCCAACGGAUAUAUGGUGCAUGCAUUAAGUGUAGUUAUGGUAACUGCCAGACGACAUUUCACCCCUCCUGUGCAAGAAACGCUGGCUUUCAUAUGAUUGGUGGUGGGAAACUUCCACAUAAAGCGUACUGUGAGAAGCAUAGCUUGGAGCAGAAAGCAAAGGCCGAAUCUCAGAAACAUGGUGGAGAGGAGCUGAAAAGUCUCAAGCAUUAUAGGGUUGAACUUGAGAGGUUACGCCUUCUGUGUGAGCGGAUAGUCAAGAGGGAGAAGUUAAAACGAGAGUUGGCGGUUUCCUCGCAUGAAAUACUCGCUGCCAAAAGGGAUCACGCUGCACGUUCGUUAGCAGUCCGGAAUCCGUUUCCUCCUCCAGAAGUUUCGUCGGACUCAGCUACAACGUCAAUAAAAGGUCAUCAAGAUAGUAAUAUAUCUGGCAGUGAAGCAAUACAGAGGUCAGAUGAUAUCACCAUUGACAGCACAGCCUCUGUUAAGCGCCGAGGGAAAGGUCCCAUUUUGAUGGACACUGAUCAGAAAACCGACGAUAGUGCCACUUCCAAGGGUCGGUAUUCCCGUAAGCCAACGGAAAGCCAGAUAUUUUCCGGGAAAACCGUUCCCCGCAAGCAUUGUAUAGUGUCGCCUAGUGUAUCAGAGGAUGGAGAUAAAGACUCAAAGCCCAAGAAGCAGCAUGUAGAAACAUUUGCCAAGGAGCUUGUGAUGACAUCGGAUGAAGCUUCUUUCAAAAACCGGCGGCUCCCAAAGGGAUACUUCUACGUUCCUGUUGAUUGCCUGCAAGAAGACAAGCCGGGGAACCAGAAGGCGGCGGCGGCUUCGCCUGACAAGCCAAUCAACCAGAUGGCCUCUUCAGGUGAUGACCCGUCAGGUAAAGACGGCUAAAGCUUGAGAACAUACGUACUGGGCUCAUUGCUCUUCACAGAUACUGCCCAUUGGUGGACAUCGCCUUCUGCGCCCUUCCCAAGGAUUCACCAACAAAAGAACAGAAGCUACGACUGAGACUCUCAGCUCAAACGGCUAUUGUGAAGAUUUUGAGAGUUGAGAGUAAAGAACAAAGGCUUCAGAUUGGAUUUUAGGGUAGUGAGGAAAAACGCUCCCUAUGACCUUAUUAAGAUCGAUCACGUGUAGUUCUGUUUGUAUAAAGAAAUGGGGAAAAAGGGUUUGCAUAAGUGUAAAUAUUCAUCAUUAAAUUGUGUCUAAAAAUCUGACAAAGGGAAAUAAUAGGUUUUUUCUUUCUAAAAAUUCUUUGGUUAUGCAUUUUCCUCACACGUUAAUUUGCCUAUUGGCCUCAUUUUUAA
Thlaspi arvense is the source of this 5174-nucleotide messenger RNA. Lineage: Eukaryota; Viridiplantae; Streptophyta; Magnoliopsida; Brassicales; Brassicaceae. The record is from the annotation of a GenBank genome assembly.